AUGUUUUUUCUUUACACGCUGGUAGUGUUUGUGAUAUUCGGGUGUUUAGUGUAUUAUCAUUUCACAAGAACUUUUAAAUAUUGGCAAUCGAGAAAUGUUCCCGGUCCACAACCAUUGCCAUUCUUUGGUAAUAUAAAAAAUUACGUUCUCAGAAAGUCGCUUGCUGCAGAAGUACUUAAAGAAAUAUACGAUGAAUAUCCAAAUGAAAAAGUAGUUGGUAUUUAUAGAAUGACUACGCCCAGUUUGCUAAUAAGAGACCUAGAUUUGGUAAAGACGAUUUGUGUUAAAGAUUUUGAUAAUUUCGACGAUCGCGGCAUGGAAUUGAGUGAAAAGGGCUUAGGUACUAAUCUUUUUCACGCUGAAUCAGACAUCUGGCGGCCCCUUAGGAGUUUAGUUUCACCUUUAUUUACAACAAGUAAAUUGAAAACUAUGGUCCAAUUAGUCAAUGAAAGAGGCGACAUAUUUGUUAAGCACAUCAAACAAAUUACUGAAGUGAAAACAGAUCAAGAGAUGUACUCACUCGCGCGGAAAUUUACAAUGUCAUGUAUUUUUGCAUGUAUUUUUGGACUGGACGUUAGCUCAGAUAGUAACUUGCUCGUAGAGAAAAUGUCUAAAAUUGAUAAAUUGUCAUUUACAAGGACUUUUGCCCAAGAUUUAGAUUUAUUAUAUCCUGGUAUACUAAAGAGAUUUAAAUCUUCUUUUUACAAUGCAGAACUCGGUAACUUUUUUGUUAAUUUAGUAAGGGACAGUAUGCAAGCCAAAAAUGGUAUACCUUCUGACAAAAAAGACUUCAUAGAUUUAAUUUUGGAAAUCAAAAAUCAAGGCAAUAUUUUGGAAACUACAAAAAUGGAAGACAUGGUAAAAUUAAUAGAUUCUGCAAAAUUGACUGAUGAAGUAAUAGCGGCUCAAGCGUUUACAUUGUAUGUAGCUGGAUACGAAACCAGUGCGGCUACUGUGGCAUUUAUGUUGUACGAACUAGCAAUUAAUCCUCAUAUACAGGAUAAGCUCAUUUUUGAGCUCGAUGGAGUACUCGACCGACACGAUGGAAACAUAACGUAUAAAAUAAUUAAUGAAUUGACUUAUAUGGGAAAAGUAUUUAACGAAACUCUUCGAAAAUACCCAAUAUUAGAUAUACAACGACGGGCCAAUGCAGAAUAUAGUAUACCAGGGACGAGCAUUACUAUUGAGAAAGGGACAAUCGUGUUAGUACCAACAUUGGCUAUAAGUCACGAUGAGAAGUAUUUUCCGGAUCCAAGCAAAUUUGACCCAGAGAGAUUUUCUCCCGAGAAUGAGAGCAAAAGACAUCCUUGUGCUUUUAUACCUUUUGGUACCGGUCCUAGAUUCUGUAUCGGUAAGUUAUCUGAUUAA
Messenger RNA from Bicyclus anynana (squinting bush brown), 1368 nucleotides. Its product is annotated as cytochrome P450 6B1-like. The transcript has a single exon. Gene Ontology annotation, molecular function: heme binding; iron ion binding; oxidoreductase activity, acting on paired donors, with incorporation or reduction of molecular oxygen. The coding region runs from base 1 to 1368 and encodes 455 amino acids. Lineage: Eukaryota; Metazoa; Arthropoda; Insecta; Lepidoptera; Nymphalidae. The record is from RefSeq and is a predicted model, not a curated record.